UGCACAUAAUUAUCGCCCUCAUUUUUCUGCGUGGCAACACUUCUGAUAUCAGCAAUCAUAGACGGGCAUUUAAAGAAAACUCUAAAACUACAGACUAGACUUUAAUGAGAUGGCUAGUUUAGAGGAAGAUAAGCCAAAUAAUCUAUUUGUACAUGAAAAUUCUUGUAGUAAGACUUUUAAAGAAGAGUCUGAUUUGCAAGUUAAUAAAAGCCAGAAAUCUGAUACAUGUUAUGUAAGUGAUAAAUCAUUUGCAGGGGAAGCAAUUUUGUCAGAACAUAUGUUGGGCAGCGAAAUGGAAAAGAGCAACGUAUGUGGAGAGAUAUUUACUCAAAAAGUAUUAUUGCAAAAACAUAUGCAAUCCCAUGGAGGUAAAAAACGUCAUGCAUGUGAAAUGUGUGACAAGACCUUUGCUUCAAGAACUACCUUAGAGGAACAUUUACGCGUCCAUACAGGUGAAAAACCGUAUGUUUGUGAUGUAUGUGGGAAGUCUUCUUCACGAAGACAAUUCCUACAAUUACAUAUGCGUGUUCAUACAGGUGAAAAGCCUUAUGAAUGUGAUAUAUGUAAUAAGAAAUAUAAAAAAAAGGAUAAUUUAAGAUCGCACAUGACUUGUCAUAAACCUGAAAAUGACGAGAAACCUCAUGUUUGUCACACAUGCAAAAAGGCAUUUACUUCAGAAUGGAAUUUAAAGGAUCAUAUGCAAUCCCAUUUAGGUAAAAAACGUCAUGCAUGUGAAAUGUGUGACAAGACUUUUGCGGGAAGAACUGCUUUAGAGGAUCAUUUACGCGUCCAUACUGGUGAAAAACCAUAUGUUUGUGAUGUAUGUGGAAAGUCUUCUGCACGAAGAACAUUCCUACAAUUACAUAUGCGUGUUCAUACAGGUGAAAAGCCUUAUGUAUGUGAUAUAUGUAAUAAUAAAUAUAAAACUAUGCAUAAUUUAAGAUUACAUAUGACUUGUCAUAUUCCUGAAAAUGCUGAAAAACCUCAUGUUUGUCACAUAUGCAAAAAGGCAUUUACUUUAGAAUGGAAUUUAAAAGAUCAUAUGCAUACUCACAGAGCUAAGAAAGCUAAGAAACCUCAUGUAUGUGUUAUGUGUGGCAAGACCUGUGGUACUAACUUUCUUCUACAGAUUCACAUGCGUAUACAUACAGGUGAAAAGCCAUUUGAGUGUGACAUGUGUGACAAGUCAUUUAGGUCACAGCUUGUAUUAAAGCAGCAUAAACGUACACAUUUACAACAGAAGCCUGAAAUUAAAAUUCAUAAACGUGACCCUGUCCAUAUCAUUCGUCAUUCAUAUGAGUGUGAUAUGUGUGACAAGUCAUUUGGGUCACGUAUUGUAUUAAAGCAGCAUAAACGUACACAUUUACCCCCGAAGCCCGAAAUUAGUAAACGUGACCCUGUCCAUAUAAUUUAUUCUUGUGAUAUAUGUGAUAGAUCUAUUACAUUGAAAGGAAGUAUAAGGAAGCACAUGGAGAGACACAUGGUUGGAAAUUUUUACGUAUGUAAGAAAUGUAAUAAGUUAUUUACACAAAAAGCUGAUUUACGAACACACCUGCAAAUUAGUAAAGGGGAGAAAAGUUCUCCCUGUGACAGAUGUAGUAAAGCAUUUAGGUACAAAUGUGCAUUAGAAAUGCAUAGUCUUGUACAUGCCACUAAAAAGCAACAGGUGCAGUAUGUACCCAUAAGGAAAAAAACUGAUUAAGAAAAAAAAAAUUUAUAAAUUGUUUUUAUGCCAACAUGAAUGACAUAAUUUUAUAGAAGACGUAAUUUUUAUAUAUAUGUAUAUAAAAGUACAAGGCAAAGAUAAGAUAGCACUUUUCGAUAAUAUGGCAGAUUCCUAACACUAGUAAAAUGUCUAAGAAUAUUAAAUGCAGACUUCUGAAUUUCUCUGGGUAGGUGACACAAAGGCAAUUAGUGAAAAGUAUUUGCAUAUUAAUAUCCAAAUUUGGAGCAUUCUAAAUAAUGGAAAUUCUAAUACUGCCAGGUAGUAAAAACUAUAUUGUAACUGUUUGUUGAAAUGAUCUAUACAGUAUAAAGUCCGUAAUAUGGACGUUCAUUAUCCGGAAUGAUCUAUAAUCUGGACCUCAAAGCCACAAACUUUAUGCAAUCACGUAAAGAAUGCUUUGCGCAAGUAUGCGUUAAAAGAAACGUUUAAUAAAGUAAACAAAUAAAUAUUUAUCUUUUUUUUUUUUUUUUUUUUUUUUUUUUUUUUUUUUUUUUUUUUUUUUUUUUUUUUUUUUUU
Messenger RNA from Stegodyphus dumicola, 2242 nucleotides. RefSeq lists its product as uncharacterized. Gene Ontology annotation, biological process: regulation of DNA-templated transcription. Gene Ontology annotation, molecular function: RNA polymerase II cis-regulatory region sequence-specific DNA binding; DNA-binding transcription factor activity, RNA polymerase II-specific. NCBI's taxonomy places the organism in Eukaryota, Metazoa, Arthropoda, Arachnida, Araneae, Eresidae. The record is from RefSeq and is a predicted model, not a curated record.